Messenger RNA from Oppia nitens, 972 nucleotides. RefSeq names its product proteolipid protein DM beta-like. Gene Ontology annotation, cellular component: plasma membrane. NCBI's taxonomy places the organism in Eukaryota, Metazoa, Arthropoda, Arachnida, Sarcoptiformes, Oppiidae. Bases 40 to 972 code for a protein of 310 amino acids. The record is from RefSeq and is a predicted model, not a curated record. The transcript has 3 exons. Gene Ontology annotation, biological process: neuron projection development.
AAACAACUGUCUGAGUGUGGAAGCGUUUAUUUGGUGAUAAUGUUGCGCAACGCCGACGUCUCGUAUUCAAGUAUAGCCCCGACCCGUGGAUCAGAUAAUAGUCAAUGUUUGUGUUGCUUCUGCACGUGGCACUGCUCGCACUGCAAGUCCUGUUGUAGAUCAUGUUUCUUGAGACUGCCGUACGGAACCAUUACAUCGACCAUUUUGGGUGCAUUUGGCCUUAUAAUGGCCAUCAUAUCGAUCCUUCACUCGACAACUAUAGCCGAUCGUUUGACUCAUGAUCUCAUUCGCAGAAAGUAUUAUUGGUUAAGCGAUCUGAAAGUUUGGUACGUGGUUUUGGCCAUAUUCUUGUCGGUGAUUAUUGUAAUCAAUUUGUUUAUCGGAUUCGCCACCACUGGAAAAACUGGGGCCAAGAAUGGAAAGUCGUGUCGGACGUGUGGCUGCAAUCGUUCAUCGACUACAACGUGUCUCAUAAAGACUAUAUUUGUGGUCAAUUACAUACUGUUCUAUCUGCUACUGGUGCUGACAAUUGUCGUUUUGUUGACACUAUUUAUUUGCUAUAUGCUAAGCAAUCUGUGCAAUGAAGGCGCCCAUAUGAUUAUCGACCCUCAGAAUGCCAACUGGCCCUAUCCGACCGAUACCCGUGCCGGCCAGUCGGCCCAAUAUAUCGAUUUGCGACAGUUUUCGCCGCUACUGUCGUUGCGUUCAAAUGAGACACAGUAUAUGUAUUUCAAAGACGAUAGGCUGAAAAAAUUGUGCGGCGAUUAUGUGUCCGCCCUGUCCUUCUACAUAGUCCUGUGCGCCAUAGGAAUGGUAGCCCUGUGUUCAGCGUUUCUCAACUUUUUGAUCAAUUUAUCCGUUAAUUGGGUACGAAUCGGUACCAAACAAAAGUACGCUGAGCUCAUGUAUCUGAAUGGAGCAGAGAUGACAGCAUUUAAUGACGGCGCCGCCGACCAUAACAGUCGCUAUUGA